UGUUUCCUGAUUUUGUGUGUGUGUGUGUUGUGUUUUUUCCCUCCCCGCGUAUCUUACCAACGCCGACAGUUUGUCGAUGUGUCCUGGGAUCGUAAAAUAAUGAAACCUAGCUUAUGCUAUACCUACUGCACGCUGUUACUGGUAUCGCUUGUUUCCAGUUGCACGCUGUUCAUCAUAGUUGCUUCAGAAACACUGAAACCAACUGCAGACGAUCAGCUGCAGCAGCACGGUGCCGGAUCACAUGAAGCAGUAAAUGGUAACCACCAGUCACAACCGUCCUUCGCUGCUGAUUCUCACACAAACCGGGUAGACAAAGGAUCGAAUGCGUUCCCUCACAAGCGGGUCAUUUCCAGUGGAAUCGAAUCAUCUCCAGGGCGUGUACGGACUAAAGUGAGUUCACAAGAUGGAUUCGACCGGAAAGAUCCACAAGGGAAGAAUGCCCAGACUGGUAUGCGACCACUUAAAAGGCCAUCCCAGGGCAAAUCGAGUAGGAACACGCCCAAGAAAGAUAUUCUGACGGAAAAGCCAAACCAACUGCAGCAGCAGGAUGAACCACCGGAUCUUAAGGAUGUGAUCUUUUUGGAUACCAUUUCCAAAAAUGUUGGAGUCACCAAUAGUGGGUUACAAGACAUUCCAGGACCACCAUCGAUAAUAACGCUGGUGGACAAUCAGCAUCAUGAGCUGAACAAUAUCGAAAGCAAGUUGGAGGAGAAUUUGGAGGCAACACUGAAAAAUUUAUCGCACAACAAUGUACAUACCGUGCAAACAACCGUUCCGUUGCACGAUGAAGUCGAUUCUCAGCAGUUGGUUGGUGCUUCAAUCAGAACCCUGGAAGAGCAAAGUAAUGGUACGAUCGAAGCACAGGAACUCACCACCAUACCGCCAAAAGCGAACGAGCCGCCGUUGUUGGCAAUGAUACCCACUAAGGAUCCGGACGAUGCGGCGACAGGAUCUAUCCCACCGUCUGGUGAUUCUUCUUCGGUACAAGAAGCAACGGACGAUGCUAAGCUAGCUGCUGAUGCUGGCACUGCUGCUGUUCUACCACCGAAACAGCUCGAAGUGAACCUAACCGAAGAGAAUCCAAUGCCCGUGUUUAGCGAGUGGGCCCAGAAACAAAUGGCCGAGGCGGAAAAAAAGUUAGGCGAGGUGGUGAAUGCGUCCGCCAUGAAAAAGGGUAUUAAACCAGCUGGUAGUAAAUCGGGUGGUGGCGCUAUGAAGCUACGUGCGAAAAAUUAUGCCGCACCGGAGUGUGGGGCAAAGAUUAUAGCUUCGAACCCAGAGGCGCAAAGUACGGGUUCUGUGCUUACCGCACCCAAGGAUGAGUAUCUAUUGAAUCCCUGCACCAGCAAGAUUUGGUUCGUGGUGGAACUGUGCGAACCGGUACAGGCGGAACGGAUUGAGGUUGCCAAUUUUGAACUGUUCUCAUCGUCACCGAAAGAGUUCACCGUGUCGGUUAGUAAUCGCUUUCCGACGCGCGAUUGGGCCAAUGUAGGCCAGUUCACGGCGAAAGAUGAACGGGAUGUGCAAAGCUUUCAGUUGCAUCCCCAUCUGUUUGGCAAGUUCGUACGAGUCGAGAUACUAUCGCAUUAUAAUCAGGAACAUUUCUGUCCGGUGUCAUUGUUUCGCGUGUACGGCACGUCCGAGUUUGAAGCGUUCGAAACAGACAACACACCGCUGCUGCCGGACGAUGAUGACGACGACGAUGAGAUUGUGUUGGGUAAUGGAGUGGGAAGUAAGGUGCUGAUACAGCCUGGUGAAGCAGGUGUUACUGAAGGCGGAGCAGUCCUUGAUGAAGAAAAUGCAUCAACACCCCAAGGUGGAUAUCAGCACGAAGAAGGAUCGCUGGAAAAACUGGGAAACGAUGCGCUGGUUGGACGAAGAGGAGGAAAAAAUCCAAACAACAUUCUAAAAUCUGCCGGCGAGGUAGUAAUGAAUAUGGUUAAGAAAGCUGCCGAAGCACUCGGAAAAAGUGGAAACGAUAGUAACGACUCGUCGAUCGGCGGCGUCACAACCGAAAGGACACCAUCGGGAGGAAGUAUUUCGGUUACGACUGUUCCGACGAGCCUGCCAGUAGCAUCAGCGUCAUCUUGCGUUACACUAGCUUAUACAAUACGUUGCGUUAAUUGCACCGACCAUUUUCGGGCUCGGCUCGAGUCUUUGAUGAAUUGCAAACACAAUCUUCUCACUAGUCUACUAGAAGUGGCGCGAAUCGAGCGAUCGUUCGAUUCCGCCCAGCAUUUUCUAUGUGCCAACGUGUUAGGGUUUAACUUACCACGAUCGAUACAGGGCGAGGGCCUGGGAACCGGCGAGAUGUCUCCCACUGCUUGUAUGAAUAUGCGCUACAGUGUGCUUAAUCUGUUGCCGGACGAGCUGGUGGCCGGGCUUUGCAAUUUGGUGGCGUUCGAUCUGAAUCUUAUAUUGAAGUCACAUCGCAAUAGUAUGCAAGGGAUGGAAAUGGUAGAAGGAAGUGAGGACCAGGUGCAAGAAAAUGAUAAAAAUUCAUUCGAACAUACGCGGGGUAUUGAUGUAACCAAGAAUAUACCAACACAACAACAUGAGGAGCACACGUCUACAUCGGGUAAAUUAGUCAAAGAUAUUAAUCAUAUACCAAAAACUGUUGAAAACGGAAACAAACCUGACCAACAAGGGCAAGAUAUUGCAAAUGAAGAGAAAGAAGCUGUGACUCCCGGUGAAGAGGAACGUGAUCAGGCUUUGUCGGAAAAUUCGUCCCAAGAGGAUGUGAACAUGUUCAACAUUGCUACUGAACCGUCGGUCUCUACUACGCCGGAACCAUCUCGAGAAGAAACGUCUCACACUAUGGAUGGAUCUAAGGAUCAGGAACAAUAUCAGCAUCAGCACCAUCAAGAACAUCGAGAAAAGGAAGACUUUGCCAACAAUCAUCAUUGGGAAACGUUGGACGAUGGUAUAUUGGGUGUUGGCGGACACCAUCCUUCGGAAAUCACCGGAACAGGCCCUUCAGGUAAUGGAGGUUUUACGACAGGGCCUGCCGCUAUUACUGCUCCUUCGGGAAUGGGAACCGGGCAACAAAAAGUGCAACCAGAGAGCGUGUUCCUACGAUUAUCCAACAGAAUUAAGGCACUUGAACGAAAUAUGAGCCUUUCGGGACAGUAUCUGGAGGAGUUGAGUCGCCGCUACCGUAAGCAGGUGGAAGAAUUGCAGCAUUCUUACGCCAAAACAUUACACGAGAUCCAGGAACAGAACCAACGUAUGGCGGAAAGUGAGAUGAAGCUGCGAGAAGUAAACGAACGUUUGCGGCAGGAUCUGGUGGAAUUUCAAGCGACGGCCACGGAUUGGCGUAACAUAGCGCUGGCAGUGCUGGCUUUUAUCGUACUGAUGCUUUUUAUUCUAGUCGCGUUGGUAUGUUCGGUAGCGAAAAGUGUUAGCCGUCUGGCAAAUGGACAUACGGUUGACAAACAGCAGCAACCUGCACCAUUGCCACAGAGCGUUAUUGACCGUGAGCUGGCACAGGUUGGUUCGGAUGUGAAACCGAUUCGUGGUCGAAUGUUGCGAAGAAAAUCAAUCGAUGGUAUGCCGAUGGGUGGGAUUGACGUGACCGGUAGUACGAUCAGUAGCACUUCGGGCAUUAUUAUUGCUACCGCUGAAUCAUCAACGGUGGCCACGAGUAUGUCACCCGCACGGUUACGCAAAAAGCGGCCGAGUGAGGAGGCGCUUAAUAUUAGUGGCACGUACGUAAAUUUGUUGAUCGAUGAUGAGCAGCCCGUAAUUGAACCGGUAGCGUUGGAGAGGAAAAAAUCGAAACAUAAGCACCGUAAAGUGUCUGCACCGUCGAUGAUGGCGGGUAGUGCAACAACGCCUUAUCGUAGCGGUUUUUCGCAUCAUGAACCAGCGAAACGAUCAGUGUCCAUGAUCGAACCGCAGGAGCAGCAACGCUGGAGAAUAACGCCAAUGAAUGGUAGCUCGGAACGUCAGCAAACCCCUGAGAGGGAAAACAGUGGUCGUAUCGAUGAGUUGCCGUAUCUGGAAGAUAAUGAUGAAUUUAUCAUACCCACAGCAAGCGAUUUAUCGUACGAUGAGUAUGUGCCCGGCUCGAACGCUUCCGCGGUGGAGGCUGCACUGACGCCGAACGAUAUGGAAAGGCCCGGAAAUGGAACGCCCAAUAGAAACGGGAGUGUACCGCCACAGUUGCUGGCAAACGGUGGCGAUGCAACAGAUGGAUUGGAACCGAAAGCCAACCUUACCAAAUCGGCACGUCGUCUAUCGUCGCCGGCAUUUUUCAAAAGCUCACUGUUGCGGUCAAGUCUUGGGUCUAAAAAACGUUCGUCUAAAAAAUCUGUCAAUGGUAACAGUAGUAACAACACUAGCAGUAAUAGUAGUAGCAGUAAUAGUUCGAACACGAGCAGUGGCAGUAACAACAGUUCCGCUGUGAAAGAGCUGGGUGCGGGCGAUGCGGGUUUAGGUGAAAGCGUUCGUGCUACACCCCAGGACAGCUGGUACCGUUGGUGGUCAUCGGAGCAGAGCAAAGUGCUUUCCUCCUCUACACCGUCAUCUAGUCAGGAGGUUGGUGCGACACCGGAUGGCAAACAACAGCCCCAACGCCAAAAGAUAGAAAAAGCGAAAUCAGCCAGCCCAUCCGAUGGUGGUUCCAAACAGUUGGAACAGGAACCGGUGAAGCUGUCCGUUUCGUUCAAUGGUGAUCUGCCGUCGAACGGUGUUGCGGCCACCAGUGGAAAUGGUGGUGCGUUGGAACGCAAAUCAAGCCGGGGCAGUAUACGACGAUUGUUCCGGAAGGUGUUCUAAGUGAAGUAAUAGAUAAUUGAAUUAAAAUAGACUGACGCUACUUCUCCAUGCCAUCGAUGGGGGAGUAACUGUGAGAUGGAGAUAUGAUUGUUUUCGACAAAAAUCCCAGAAAGCCACCAACAUUAAACUGACCGAAAGCAUCCCUAUAUGCCAAGCGAUUAACCUAGUAGCAUACUACCGCGUACAGUAGCAUUCUAAGUGGCAAAAUGUUUCCCUUGAACGAUGAAGUCAGUAGAAUGAUGCAAAAGGUUCCUUUCUCUCAACCUGUACAUCCACGGGUCGUCUUACGUUUCGUACUCGUUGUGUAUUCCUGUUUUUGUCUUAUUUAUGUUUUGAUGUCUGUAUAAAUGUACACCCCCAUAGAAAAUGACUGGUGAAAACAUUGCUAAGUUUAAUGUAGGAAUAACCCAAAAUACUGUAAUUGUCAUAUAACUAGCGCUAAGUAGUAAUGUCCGUUUCGGCGGGAUAAAUCUGUCUGUUUCUUACCGUUCUUGCCAUUUAGGAAAUUGUUUAUGUAUUUUUUCGUUUCCUUUAGUGAUUUUGCAAAACAAUGGAUACGUGUCUUGUUCUUUGCCUUUGGUGUGUGCCGGUUCCAAAUUGAUGUUGAAGAUAAUAAUGUAUGUGUUAAAAGCUUAAUUGUAUAACAAAAAUUCCCUAGUUGUUGAUUGAUGCGCGUUGUGAUGUCUGUUGCAUUUCUAUUAAAUUUCUAUAAAAUUCAUUAUUUUUUUCCGAAAUUUUUUUUCGGAUAACCAAAAAGUAGAUUAACUAAUUCGGUAACUAAAGCCUCUGCGCAGAUUUGCAAACAGCUCGAUGUAGAUGUUGGGAUAGUAUAUAGCUUAAGCUUAUGGUUCACCUACUAUGGCGAACACUAAGCACACGAUCGAACUGGUGGACACUCUAGUAACAGGUCAGCGCUGCAAAGCAGUCGUACUGCCUGCAAAAGUAAGAAAAUAAUUCUGUAAGCUUAAAACAAUGCAAAACAACAACUACAAAAAUACAAUGGGCCAUACGAAAAAUAUGAUAACAAAUUGUAGCACGUGCAUGUUAUACGCAAAACGUUCUUAUGUCGUUCGGUUGGAAGCAAACAGUUACAUUGUGUCGCACUAGUUAAACUUUUUUUCGUGAUGCACCACCGUAGGCUUUACAAUGGGACAUUAAAUGUGGCAAAGAGGUUAAAAUAAUGGAACACAAAACUAUUACCCAAAUAGGACAUGAUGCACAUUGUUUGUUCAAUCAAUAGUCAUUGAAACUCGAUGGGCGAGAAACAAGGCUAGAUGAAUCCUAUCGUUGAAACGUUCAUGUAAACACCGGAAUAAAUUAUUUUGUUAUCAAUAGUA
Messenger RNA from Anopheles moucheti, 6116 nucleotides. RefSeq lists its product as uncharacterized. The record is from RefSeq and is a predicted model, not a curated record. Lineage: Eukaryota; Metazoa; Arthropoda; Insecta; Diptera; Culicidae. The transcript has 4 exons. Bases 100 to 4779 code for a protein of 1559 amino acids. Gene Ontology annotation, cellular component: membrane; cytoplasm. Gene Ontology annotation, biological process: protein folding in endoplasmic reticulum.